AUGCCAAGUCAUACUGAGGAAUGUCUCAAAUAUGGACCUGCAACCAAAAAAUGUCUAGAUACUCCAGAAAUCUUGGACAUGAUUCUGGCUCGGGUGGAUAUACGCACGCUUCUCACGUCUGCUCAGCGCGUCUCCCGUAGCUGGUCAGACAUGAUCAGCAACUCGCCGUCCAUCCAAAAGACCCUUUUCUUCACUCCGAUUAGGAACUCCGAAUGGGGAAUGAAUAGAAAAUUUUUCAACCCGCUGUUGAUUGAGGUUUUCACAUCAUUCUUUCCUGCCAGAGACGGACGGCCGGGCAGCUGGCAACCCUUGUGUAACUUGCCUAUGAUUGAAGACGCCUCAUUGAUGGCUCGACUCGUACGAAAGGACGCAAGCUGGCGUAAGAUGCUAGUCCGACAGCCUCCAAUCUUCGAGAUUGGAAUUUUCAAGAUAUCCAGCUCAAGGGCAGGCGAUGGUGCCAGAAGCUCUAGUAUCCCGGCAGAUUUAAAGAUGCAAGAAUCCGGACACGAUGGAAUACGGAUGGAAAGGCUCUUCGAGGUUUUUCUCUUGACUCACUGGUCCACCCAGAAGGUUUAUUGGGCCACGGAAAAAUCGACCGGGUUUCACCACAGCUCCCAGGAUAUCACCGAUGAGUUCUACCGGAAUCUGAACGAGUUCGGCUUGGUUCUGUGUGAAAGCAAGGUCGAACAAUGCACCGUAGGCUGGCGUUCUCCAAGUCCUGUGCAAAUAAUCAGGGAGAUAAUAAUCGAUGAGUAUAGAGAAUGCGUUUUGGAUGUUGAUAUCAGGAGCAAGGAUAUUAAAGAAUCGGAGUUAAACGGGGGUGAGCCGGUAUUUUGCUACCGCACAGGUAGAUAG
Messenger RNA from Penicillium cinerascens, 855 nucleotides. RefSeq lists its product as uncharacterized. The coding region runs from base 1 to 855 and encodes 284 amino acids. Gene Ontology annotation, molecular function: protein binding. The transcript has 2 exons. The record is from RefSeq and is a predicted model, not a curated record. Lineage: Eukaryota; Fungi; Ascomycota; Eurotiomycetes; Eurotiales; Aspergillaceae.